AUGGAUGCGCCAUCUCCGUACUCUCCACAGGCCAACCACCACUCGGUCCCCGACCCUACGACCCCUGCAUCCUCAACAUCGUCCCUCCGGUCGAUCUGCAACGAUGAGCAGUCCGCGCUAUCCCCCGACGCAAUCAUCCACUUGAUACAAUGUUCGCGCUGCUCGCGACCUUUACGCGCGCCUCUCCGACUGCCGUGCGGCAACGCCGUCUGUCGAGCCUGUCUGCCGCCGAUCCGUACACGCACGGGCAUCACCUACCCUGGGAAUGAGGAGCGCAAGCAAGGAUUUACCUGCUACUGGGAACAAUACGAUAGGGAUUGCGUGGGAGAACACUGCAUCGGGGACUGCGGGGGGGACAUCCUGUUGACUCGUCUGGUGGAUGUGUUCGACGAGGUUCUAGGAGCUGGCUCCAGCACGUCGCAGGGUGCAGGGUUCCGGGUGACAUGGCAAGGGCCUCGCAGAGACGGGUCGGGAAUAUUUGAGGAACAGAGCGCAACGUUGGAAGGUAGCCUGCUGGAGGGUACUUACCAUCUGGUCAAAAGCGGCCGGCUCGAUUACGACGCGUUCGGGGUCAGAUAUGAGGCGUUUGGGCAAGGGGAACGGGACGACGGCGCACUGGUCAGGCUCAGAGAGGCUAUACGGAACGAGCUGGAUUGUCAUGUCUGCUACUCGCCCAUCCUGGACCCGUUGACGACGUCCUGCGGCCAUACGUUCUGUCGCGGGUGUGUCAUAAUGACCACGAAUCAUUCCGAUCUCUGCCCUGUCUGUCGGCGAAAGCUCGUCGUGGACUCGACGGUACGGGCGGAGCCAACAAAUAAGACAAUCGCCGAUCUCAUAGCGACACUCUUCCCGGAGGAAGACGCCCUGCGACGCGAGGGUUCGACUCGAGACACAGCCGGCACUGAUGAUGAGACUACCCUCCCGUUGUUUGUGAACACGCUUGCUCUCCCGACGGUGCCAACCUUCCUUCAUAUUUUUGAGCCCCGGUACCGCCUCAUGAUCCGGAGGGUCAUGCGGAAUAGAAAACGUAAGUUUGGUAUGGUCAUGCUGAACGUCAUGGGCAGGAUCCAAGGGGAGCUAGGAAGAUCUCGAUUCAUGCAGUACGGCACGGUCAUGGUGGUUGAUCGCUAUGAGCCGCUUCCCGACGGACGAAGUCUUGUGAUUGCCACAGGACAGUCUCGAUUCAAGGUGCUCGGCUCGGACAUUGUGGAUGGGUAUUAUGUCGGUAGAAUACGACUGGUGAAUGACAUCUCAAUUACGCAGGAGGAGAGACGAGAAGCACUGGAGACGUCAGUCCCGCUAUCACCGUCCAUCGCAGAUUCUCCAAAACCCUCGAGUAGAGAGAGGUUGCUGGAGACAAUGCCGACGCAAGAUCUUCUGAAGCUUUCUCAGGCGUUCGUCCGGAAGCAGCAGAGUCAAGAAGUGCACUGGCUUAACCCGCGUGUCUUGCUGGCAUACGGGGGCAUCCCCGACGAUGCUGCUCGAUUUCCUUGGUGGUUUGCCACCGUGCUACCUAUCAAGGAACACGAAAAAUAUGAGCUUUUACCGACCACCAGCGUUCGACAGCGACUCAAAGUCAGCGCGCGAUGGGCGCAAAAGUUAGAGUCUGGGGAAUGGUCUGUCGAUACUAGAUGUAUUGUCGAUGUCUAA
This is a messenger RNA of Aspergillus melleus, 1650 nucleotides long. RefSeq names its product putative ATP-dependent protease (CrgA). The transcript has a single exon. The record is from RefSeq and is a predicted model, not a curated record. NCBI's taxonomy places the organism in Eukaryota, Fungi, Ascomycota, Eurotiomycetes, Eurotiales, Aspergillaceae. The coding region runs from base 1 to 1650 and encodes 549 amino acids.